This is a messenger RNA of Setaria italica (foxtail millet), 1918 nucleotides long. Its product is annotated as DEAD-box ATP-dependent RNA helicase 38. The transcript is spliced from 8 exons. Gene Ontology annotation, molecular function: RNA binding; ATP binding; RNA helicase activity. Gene Ontology annotation, cellular component: nucleus; cytoplasmic stress granule. Gene Ontology annotation, biological process: poly(A)+ mRNA export from nucleus. NCBI's taxonomy places the organism in Eukaryota, Viridiplantae, Streptophyta, Magnoliopsida, Poales, Poaceae. The record is from RefSeq and is a predicted model, not a curated record. The coding region runs from base 96 to 1592 and encodes 498 amino acids.
CAAAUCAACACGAGAGGAAAAAAAACAAACGCGAACCCCCUCUGCUUCCUCGUUCUCCUCCCCCGAUUGCUCUCGAUCUGCCAGCGCGAGACACCAUGGCCGACAAGGCGUCUCCGGAGAAGAAGUCGUGGGCCGACGUCGAGGAAGAGGAGGAGGCCAAGGCAAAGGCGGAGGCUGCCGCGGCGGCGGCGGCGUCCUCGUCCUCCUCCACCUCCGAGCCGGCGGUGGAGGCGCAGGCCAAGCAGAUCGAGGCGCUCUCCCUCGCCCCGCCGGAGGACGACGCCGCCGGCGAAGAGGCCCCGCCUCUACUUGAUGACUCUGACGAUGCGCAAAUCCAAGCCGUGACUUCGGGCGGCACGGUGUAUGAGUCGGCCACCACGUUCGAGGAUCUGAAGCUGUCGCCCGAGCUGCUCAAGGGGCUGCACGACGAAAUGGGUUUCAGCCGCCCGAGCAAGAUCCAGGCGAUCACCCUCCCCAUGAUCCUCACGCCGCCUUACAAGGACCUCGUUGCGCAGGCGCACAACGGCUCCGGCAAGACCACCUGCUUCGUCCUUGGCAUGCUCAGCCGCGUGGAUCCCAACCGCAGGAUCCCCCAGGCCAUCUGCAUUUGCCCAACUAGGGAGCUCGCCCAGCAGAAUAAGGCGGUUCUCAUGAGGAUGGGCAAGUUUACUGGCAUUACAUGUGCAUGUGCGAUCCCACCAGCUCAAAAAGAUUAUGUGCCAGUCUCCAAGAUGCCACCAAUUAAUGACCAGAUUGUGAUCGGCACAUCUGGGACACUCAUCAAGUGGAUUACCAAUAAGAAGGUGGCCACAAGGGAAAUCAAGAUACUUGUGUUUGAUGAGGCGGAUCAUAUGCUUGCUGAGGAUGGCUUUAGGAGUGAUUCUGAAAGGAUCAUGAGGGAUAUACAAAGAAGCGCUGGUGGUUGUCAGGUGCUUCUCUUUUCUGCAACCUUCAAUGAGAGAGUGAAAGAUUUUGUAACAAGGGUCAUUAAGGAUGGAAAUCAAAUAUUCGUUAAGAAGGAAGAGCUUACUUUGGAAAAAGUGAAGCAAUACAAAGUUCAAGUCCCUGAUGAGGCGGCAAAAAUAGAGGUUAUAAGGGACAAGAUCUUUGAGUUUGGACAAAAAGUUGGCCAGGUUAUCAUAUUUGUUAGAACAAAGCAAAGUACUAAGAAUGUUCACAAUGCUUUGACAAGAGAGGACUAUGUGUGCUCCUCAAUUCAAGGAUCCCUUGACCAAGCAGAGAGGGAAAAGAUAAUACAGGAAUUCAAAGAUGGGUACACUAAGGUUCUUAUAUCAACUGAUGUUCUUGCUCGUGGUUUUGACCAAGCACAGGUCAACCUGGUUAUCAACUAUGACAUGCCAAUCAAAUUUGGGACAAGAGAUGAGCCUGAUUAUGAGGUGUACUUGCACAGAAUUGGCAGAGCUGGGCGCUUCGGCCGGAAAGGUGCUGUGUUCAACAUGCUAUGUGGUGAAACAGAUAAUGUUGUGAUGAAGAAGAUUGAGAACUACUUCCAGCACCAAGUACCUGAGGUGCGAAAUUGGAAAAAUGAGGAAGAUUUUGAGACUGCACUCAAGGAUGCAGGUUUACUAUGAGUAACCUCCUCAUGGUUAGCUGUUGCGCUCUCCAGAUCAGGACAAUUCGCUGGUGAUUGUUUGUCGAGCCAGCUGCCUGCUCUUCUCCUCAUCAUGGUGUUAGCACCUGUUUGCUUAGGUGGCAGAAAGUUCUGUAUGGUGUUUUGUGUAUUAUGUUAAAAGACUCGCCUAUACUAAGGGAGAGUUUUUCUUUGCCGACCUACUGUUUGGUGGAGUAGCGCCAGUCAUCGGCUUUACCAUUUGAAACUGUAAAUUGAGCUAAACAGUAAACUAUCUUUGCCGUCGAUAUGCAUCAGUUCUGAAUUCUGAUGGUUUGAACACCUGUA